Strigops habroptila (Kakapo) is the source of this 1621-nucleotide messenger RNA. RefSeq names its product sodium/hydrogen exchanger 5-like. Gene Ontology annotation, cellular component: membrane. The record is from RefSeq and is a predicted model, not a curated record. NCBI's taxonomy places the organism in Eukaryota, Metazoa, Chordata, Aves, Psittaciformes, Psittacidae. Gene Ontology annotation, biological process: sodium ion transport; regulation of pH. Gene Ontology annotation, molecular function: sodium:proton antiporter activity.
AUGCAGCCCCCGGCAUCCUCCCCCGGCCCCGCCGCCUCGGCGGGCGCUGAGCUGCUGCGGUGGCAGUGGCGGGAGGUGCAGGCGCCCUGCCUGGUGGCCGCCUGGAUCCUGGUGGCCAGCCUGGCCAAGAUCCGUGAAUGUCCGUGUGUCGUCGUCGUCCCCCUUCCCCAGCUCCGGUCCCCCGGGGCACCGGGAGCCGCUGCGCCCAUCCCGGGGAGGGCAGGUUUUCCACCUGUCAAGGAAGGUGACAUGAUCCCAGACCACGAUCGAGCUGUGGAAUAUGGCCUCACCAUCAAACCCCUGGUGACAUGGCUGAAGGUGAAGCGCAGUGACCACCACAAGCCCACACUGAACGAGGAGCUGCAUGAGCACGCCUUUGACCACAUCCUGGCAGCCGUGGAGGACAUUGUAGGGCACCACAGCUACCAUUACUGGUGAGACGAGUGGGAACAGUUCGACAAGAAGUAUCUGAGCCAGCUCCUGAUGUGGAAAUCUGCCUACAGGCUGAGGGAUGAGAUCUGGGAUGUUUACUACAAGCUGAACAUUCAUGAUACUAUCAGCUUUGUCGACCAGGGUGGCCACGUGUUCUCUGCUGCCAAGCUGGUGCUGCCCUCCAUGCCCAGCCGCAUGUCCAUUUUGGAGUCGUCAGUCACGAACCUCCUGAGGGAGAGCGGGAGUGGCGCGUGCCUGGACCUGCAGGUGAUUGACAGGGUGUGGAGCCGGCGGGACAAGGAGGACACUGCCAUGCACCACGUGCUGCAAGGUUGCCUCUACAAGCCGCGCCAGCGGUACAAGGCCAGCUACAGCUAUCACUUCAUCUCUCCAGAUAAACGAGAGCACCAAGAUAAAGAAAUCAUCUGGCAGAACAUGAAGAGGUGGCUGGAGACCUUAAAGUCCACAAAGUUCUCCAAGAGCAAGGCCAAGCUGAAGGAAAAGGGCAGGAAAAAGAAGAACAUCUCUGUGACCAGAGAGGCUCCCAAUGACAAGACACACAGAAAUGUCCCCUGGCAGGAGGCGGCUCCUGUCCUGGUGAUGGUCAGCUCAGAGGAGGAGAGCGAUAGCUCAGAGACAGAGAGAGAGGACGACGAGGGGAUUGUGUUCAUCGCUCAAGCCACCGAUGAGGUCCUGCAGGGAAAGACAGCUCCUGGCAGCCUGGAUGUCUACCCCAGCCCCUGCAUCAUCCUGCCAUCACCCACCUUGGCAGAGAAGGAGCUGCCAUGGAAAGGAGACCAGGCUGAUCUGGCUGUUUACAUCUCCUUGGAGACCACCAAAAUUGUGCCAGUGGAUAUGCAGAAUGCAUGGAACCAAAGCAUCUCCUCCCUGGAGAGCAUUGCUUCCCCACCAGGCAUCGAGAAUGGACCUCAGCACAGGAGAUUCACCUGCCCUGUGCUGAAGGAGCAACCCCAGUCUGUGAGCCAGGCUAUGCCGGAGCAGAGCUCCUGCUUCCAGUUCCCCAGCCAUGUCUCUAAGAGCAGGCACUUGCAGAGUGACAGCAGCCCUGAUGGUACUGAGCAGCAGGAGCUGCAGCCUUUUUUGGCCACAGAGGAGCAGGGCAGGAUGCUGCCCACUGUGGAGCCCAGGUGGCUGAUGUUCAGCAGAGCGAGCCACCUCUGAGGCAUAC